AUGCCACCCACACGCGCCAUACACGACUUAAUCACACAUGUCCCUCUCGCCUCCCUCCUCCAGACCCUCUCUUUUCCUCUCCUCCCUUGGCUCUUCCCUUCCCUACCGCUGCUCCCCCUUCCCUACUGCUGCUCCCCCUUCCCUACCGCUGCUCCCCCUUCCCUACGCGCUGCUCCCCCUUCCCUACGCGUCACACACGACUUGCCCACACAUGUUCCCAUCUCCCCUCUCCUCCCUUCCCUUUUCUUUCCUCUCUUCCCUUCCCUCUCUGUCCACCUCCUUCCCUUCCCUGUCUUCGCCUCGCCUCCCCUCCCACUCAUCCCCUCUCCUUCCUUCACUCUGUCCACUGCCCGAGGACCAGGGAGGGGGACUGAGGAGACCUUUCUUCCCUCCCGCCUCACUCACUCCCCUUGCUCACUCAAUUCCAUUGCUUGCUAUUGCACAUCACCUUCACGCACACCUUUGUCACAAAGACACUCACUCACUCACUUCCUUCUGUUACCAACAUCACUCCUGUUACCAUGCCUGUCACUUGCUUCCCUCACCGCUUCUCUCCUCCCUUCCCUCUCUCACCCCCCCUCCAUCCUCCAGUCCCUCCCGUCCUUCCCGUCGUGCACGUCCCUCCUGUCCCUCUUGUCCCUCCCGUCCCUCCCAUUCCCCCCGUCCCUCCCGUCGCCCAACACCUUCCGUCCCACCCCUCGCUUCAGUUCCGCAUUCGCUCCUGUCGUUCUCUUCCCUCCCGUCCCUCCUUUCCCUCUCCGGUUCUCGUCAUCCGUCCCUCAUUCGCAUCGCUCACUCGAUCCGUCGCGCACUCCCCCUUUCGCUCGAACAAACGCACCAUUCACGCAGGGCAACCGCCUUGCAUUGGGCCUGUCGCUCACACACUUACAUGUGACAUUCACUCCCGUUCCGCACACUCACUCCCCUCCUCUCCUCUCCCUUUCCCCGUGUCCUUCCCUCCGUUUCCCCCCUUGUUCCUCUCUCUCUUUCCCUGCACAUAUUACUUACACCUUCCCUCCUCCCACUUCCCCUCCUCCCACCUUCCUUUGCUCCUACCCUCCCUUCCCUCUGUUCCGCGCACCUCUCUUCCGCCAUCUCUCCGCCCUUCUCUCACUGAACCCUCUCCUCCUUUUUCUCCCCCACUCUUUGCUUUCUUCUCAUUUCAUCUCUCUUCGCUUCACUGUCCUCUACUCCCUUCCCUUCACGUCUCUUUCAUGUCCUCUACCAUUUCCUUCUCGCUGCCCGUAUCCGCUCGCUUGUUCUGACUCCAUGGGGAUGCUGGACACUCCGUGUACGACCAUCCGCACUGCUGCUCUUGCGGACGCCAAGACAGUGGUGGUGGGGUGGAAGAACCAGGGCUGGAAGCCGAGUGUGAAGACAUGGUGGCCUCCCUUUGUCGCCAAGGGCGACAAGAUAGUGUUCAAGUGGAACGACUGGCGGCGCAAGCACAACGUGGUGUCGGUUUCAGAUUGGAACUACAACCUCUGCUUCUUUGGAAAAAGCGACUACAAGGUCUACGUGCUAACCAAGCCCUCGAACAAGGGCAGGCUCGUGGUGCUAGUGACCCUGGAUGUCAGCGAUAAGAAGUACUACAGAGGCUUCUUCACCAGCAGCGUCGGCAAUGACUGUCGUAAAGGCAUGAAGGUCGCAUUGCUGCGCCCAGCACUUCGAUGA
Messenger RNA from Closterium sp. NIES-65, 1674 nucleotides. The record is from the annotation of a GenBank genome assembly. Lineage: Eukaryota; Viridiplantae; Streptophyta; Zygnematophyceae; Desmidiales; Closteriaceae.